Molecule: messenger RNA, 9695 nt
Organism: Mesocricetus auratus (golden hamster)
Lineage: Eukaryota; Metazoa; Chordata; Mammalia; Rodentia; Cricetidae
Gene: Wwp1
Product: WW domain containing E3 ubiquitin protein ligase 1
Exons: 25
Coding region: 260-3019 (919 amino acids)
Biological process (GO): ubiquitin-dependent protein catabolic process
Molecular function (GO): protein binding; ubiquitin protein ligase activity
Source: RefSeq, a predicted model, not a curated record
GGCGUGCGGGAUCCGGGUGGCUGCGGGCGGCCUGGGCUGCCCGGCCGACGCCUGCUGCGAGAUGGCGAUCUUGGGCGCGGAGGGCUGAGGAGGCGCCGCCGCGGUGGCCGCGGGCCCCGGGAGCCGCAGCUUCGCGCGGGGUUGUCUCCUAACCAGACUAUGAGCUCCUUGACAGAAGAAAUCGUGUCUUUCUCUUCUUUGUAUCCUCAGUGUCUGGCACAAUUCCUGAUACACAUAGAGUCAAGGUGAAUUUUGGGACAUGGCCACUGCUUCACCAAGGUCUGAUACUAGUGAUAACCACAAUGAAAGGUUACAGCUAAAGGUAACUGUUUCUAGUGCCAAACUAAAAAGAAAAAAAAACUGGUUUGGAACCGCAAUAUAUACUGAAGUUGUUGUAGAUGGAGAAAUUAAGAAAACAGCAAAAUCCAGUAGUUCUUCUAAUCCAAAAUGGGAUGAGCAGCUGGCUGUAAAUGUGACCCCACAGACCACCUUGGAGUUUAGAGUUUGGAGUCACCAUACUUUAAAAGCAGAUGCUCUGUUAGGAAGAGCAACAGUGGACUUGAAACAAGUGCUGUUAACACACAACAGGAAAUUAGAAAAAGUGAAAGAAAUAUUAAAACUUUCCCUGGAAAACAAGAAUGGCAUAGUGCAAACUGGUGAAUUGACAGUUGUGCUUGAUGGAUUAGUGAUUGACCAAGAAAAUCUAACAAACCACAACUCUUCUCCAACCAUAGAAGUACAGCAGAAUGGUGAUGCCUUACAUGAAGAUGGACACCCUUCAAUACAGACAGCUGCCAGGUUGGCUGUUGAAGGUACUAUUGGAGUAGAUAAUCAUGUACCAACAAAUACUGUUGUUGCCAACUCAUGCUGUUCACAUGUAGUUAAUGGAGAAAACACACCUUCAUCCCCGUCUCAGGUUGCUGCCAGACCCAAAAAUGCUCCAGCUCCAAAACCACUCGCACCUGAGCCUGCCAGUGACACAGUUAAUGGAGAAUCAUCUUCAUCUGUCCUAGCUGAUAAUAGCUCCACCAUGGGUACUCCACUACCAUCUGAAGAAACCACUUCGACUUCCAAUUGCACUAGCACCACCACCCAAGAGCCUCCUGUACAAGAACCCCUGGCAUCCUCAGAACACAUUGAAUGUAUUCCUUCUACCAGUGCCCAAGUGGGACCAGAAGCUCAGAGCCUCAUAGACACUGAUUCUGAUUCCAGAAACAGUUCUGUUUUUGACAAAGUCAGGCAGCCAGAAGGGUUUGCAGAACCUCUGCGACCACGGUCUAGAAAUGCCAACACAGAAUCUUUGCCAUCAGGGUGGGAACAGAGAAAAGAUCCUCAUGGUAGAACCUAUUAUGUGGAUCAUAAUACUAGAACUACCACAUGGGAGAGACCACAGCCUUUGCCUCCAGGAUGGGAAAGAAGAGUUGAUGAUCGUGGAAGAGUUUAUUAUGUGGAUCAUAACACCAGAACAACCACCUGGCAGAGGCCUACCAUGGAAUCUGUUCGAAAUUUUGAACAGUGGCAAUCUCAGCGGAAUCAAUUGCAGGGAGCUAUGCAACAAUUCAACCAACGAUACCUCUAUUCGGCUUCAAUGUUAGCUGCAGAAAAUGAUCCAUAUGGACCUUUACCACCAGGCUGGGAAAAAAGAGUGGAUUCAACAGACAGAGUUUACUUUGUGAAUCAUAAUACAAAAACAACCCAAUGGGAAGACCCCAGAACUCAAGGCUUACCAAAUGAAGAACCCCUGCCAGAAGGCUGGGAAAUCAGGUAUACUCGGGAAGGUGUUAGGUACUUUGUUGAUCAUAACACAAGAACAACAACAUUCAAAGAUCCUCGCAAUGGGAAAUCAUCUGUAACUAAAGGUGGUCCACAGAUUGCGUACGAACGCAGCUUUAGGUGGAAGCUUGCUCACUUCCGUUACUUGUGCCAGUCUAAUGCACUACCCAGUCAUGUAAAGAUCAAUGUGUCCCGACAGACCUUAUUUGAAGAUUCCUUCCAACAGAUCAUGGCAUUAAAACCAUAUGACUUAAGGAGGCGACUAUAUGUAAUAUUUAGAGGAGAAGAAGGCCUUGAUUAUGGUGGCCUUGCAAGAGAAUGGUUUUUCUUGCUUUCCCAUGAAGUUUUGAACCCAAUGUAUUGCUUAUUUGAGUAUGCAGGCAAGAAUAACUAUUGUUUACAGAUAAAUCCAGCAUCAACCAUAAAUCCUGAUCAUCUUUCAUACUUCUGUUUUAUUGGUCGCUUUAUUGCAAUGGCACUAUUCCAUGGAAAGUUUAUUGACACAGGUUUCUCUUUACCAUUCUACAAACGUAUGCUAAGUAAAAAACUUACUAUUAAGGAUUUGGAAUCUAUUGACACUGAAUUUUAUAACUCCCUUAUCUGGAUAAGAGACAACAACAUUGAAGAAUGUGGUUUAGAAAUGUAUUUUUCUGUUGACAUGGAGAUUCUGGGAAAAGUUACUUCACAUGAUCUGAAGUUGGGAGGUUCCAACAUCCUGGUGACUGAAGAAAACAAAGAUGAAUAUAUUGGCUUAAUGACGGAAUGGCGUUUUUCUCGAGGAGUACAAGAACAGACCAAAGCUUUCCUUGAUGGGUUUAAUGAAGUUGUUCCCCUUCAGUGGCUACAAUACUUUGAUGAAAAAGAAUUGGAGGUUAUGCUGUGUGGCAUGCAAGAGGUUGACUUGGCAGACUGGCAGAGAAACACUGUUUACCGACAUUAUACAAGAAACAGCAAGCAAAUCAUUUGGUUUUGGCAGUUUGUGAAAGAGACUGAUAAUGAAGUAAGAAUGCGACUCUUGCAGUUUGUCACUGGAACCUGCCGAUUACCUCUAGGAGGAUUUGCUGAGCUCAUGGGAAGUAAUGGGCCUCAAAAGUUUUGUAUUGAAAAAGUUGGCAAAGACACCUGGUUACCAAGAAGCCAUACCUGUUUUAAUCGCUUGGAUCUACCACCAUAUAAGAGUUAUGAACAACUAAAGGAAAAACUUCUUUUUGCAAUAGAAGAGACAGAGGGAUUUGGACAAGAAUGAAUGUGGCUUCUUGUCUUGGAGGAGCUCUUGCAUUUAAAUACCCCAGCCAAGAAAAAUUGCACAGAUAGUGUAUAUAAGCUGUUCAUUCUGUACAGUUAAUUUUCUGAUUCUCUCAAAGUAUAAAUGUUUUCUGUUCUUCCACAGAAAUAUGCAACACAUUUCAUCAUUUUCUACUUUAUUUAUUGUUCCCUUAAAAUGACUGACCAGGAAAAAAAUCAUCCUUAAAUUUUGAAGCAAGCAAGAGAAUUUAUUAAGUAUAUAUCUAUAUAGGCAUAUGACAGUGGCUCUAGUUUUAUAGAGCGCCAAGUGUAUUAAACAUGGCAGCCGUUCAUUCACAAAGCUCUGGAUUUGCUUUGCCUUGUUCCUGUUAUCCAGGGGAAAGUGCAAAUGUUCCAUGUUCUUCUCCCUAGGUGAUAUCUGGUUGUUUUUAGUUGCAUGGCUGUUCAGGAAGGCAUUUAGGGCUUAGGCCAACUCUAACUUUAAGUGUAUUUUUAAAAUGCUGCUGGCUUUUCUGAAGACAAUUAUUUCAACUUACAGAGUUCUAAAUGAAUAGAUAAAAAAAAAAUUUCCCAUCAUUGUUAUAUCAGUAAAUACAGAAGUCAUGUAGUAGAUCCAGUAGUGUCUAGGAGCAGCUGGAAUUGAUUUGUUGAGAAGCAGAGGUCUAUUUACAUGUUACUUUAGGAUGCUGGAUAUUUGUGGAAUUUCAAAGAAUCAGGCAUUUCUAUACUUAACAUUUUUAAACUUGUAAUGUUCUUCAAAUUUAAUUAAUAAUCAAUAGUUUAAUGCUUAGGGGUAUAUAAAUAGUACUGAACUUUGAUGCUUUUGUGCUCAAGGUUUAGUUUUAUGAAAUUAGAGAUGUAAUUAAACUAAAUGGAUUGAAAAGUUGCAUUAAGUAUUUAAACACUCACACUAAGAAUUUUCUAUUAGUGUUCGAAUAUCCCCCUUCCUUUAAAAUUCAUGAAAAUUGUUUCUAAAUUUAGUAAGUACAUUUAAAAAAAUUAUUUGUGCCCCCCAUUUUAUAUAGCUCAAGUUUUCUCCAAAUAACACUGAUUUUCACUAUAAGGGCAUUCAUGGUGUAUGAAAAAAUUAAAAUCUAAUGUGAAUGAUAUUGCUACUUUUAGCAAACUGGGCUUCCUAAUUAAUAAAAUAUUUUCCAUUUUUAUCCUUUCAAUAUGCACUGUGAAGUUCAUAUACUUAAAAUUUUGUAACUAUGAAAUUCACUUAGAAUUACAACUUCUCACUAAUUGUUUUGCCACGAUUUUAUUUUUCUACAUAUUUAGAUUAUGUUCAGUUUUAUUCAAAAUUCAAAAAACAAUAAAAGCAUUAACUUACUUAGUUGGAUAAACUACAGAAAAUCUGGUUACUUUUCAGGCUUAAAGAUUUUUUCUUUUAUUCCUAAUAUAUGGCAAGUUACAUAGUAGAGGCUGGCCAGUCUUCAAAAGUACUGCAUAAAUUAUUCUGUAAAAUAAUAAACUUGCUAUGUCCAAACGAUUAGCUUUCAUUCAGUGUAAGUAUCUGAGACUAUCAUUUUGCAGAUAUGAUUCAAGGUGGCUGUCAGGUAGGAUUUCAGGGAGCUGGACCUUUUUUGUUGUUACCUCACACAAUCCACAAGACCAAACAAGUUUUCUGGGGGAAAACUAGCUUGCAGACCUCAUCAGGCUCUUCUUUCAAUCAUACCCAGUUAUAUUUUUAAGACAUACAGGCUUGUCAUAUCUUCUCAGUAGUAAACAUAAAAAUCAGAGAUGUGUUCAUGUUCUGCCUUCUUCUGUCCUUCCCAUCCCUAUUCUAAGAAAAUGGGAGAUGAGGGAAACUCAGAGACAGGUUAAUGAUACUUUCUAAUAGUGACAGUUCCCAACGUCACCAAGAAAUUGAGCCUAGGGAAUAGCUUAAAAGAAUUUUACCAAUCAGCUCAGCCAUCUAUCUUUAGGAAAACAAACUAUUUGGUUUUUUGUUUUAUCUUUUGUCUUUUUUUUUCUAUACUUCCUAAGCAGUUGAAAAUGCUCCAGCUGACUUCAAUUAUCCACCUAGUUCUCCUAAAAACUAAAUAAAUUAGGUGUUGUGUAGCUAUCAUUCCAUUGAAGACAACCUUGCUUACACUUGGGGUUGAAAAGGACACUAAUUAGUAAGCUGGUUCUGAACUGAAAAAGCUCCUGAUGCAUAUUAGGGAGAAGUAACUGGGUUUCCCUGAAUCUGAAAACUCUUCCAGGCGCAUGCCCUGAGCUGUCACUUUAAGAGACUCCAGUUCUUGCAGAACCAUGUGGAUACACCUGCUACAUUACUGCUAAAUGUUCAUUUUCUGAAAUGAGGCCCAACAUUGCCCUGUGGCUAUUCAUAUUCCCUACACUACAGUGUUCUGAGUAAACUGAAACAAAUGGAGUUUAUUGUAGGCUUCUUGACUUCUAACAUUUAAUUAAACAUUAACAUGAUCUAGCAAAACAAAUCAGUUGUUGAAACAUGAAAUAAAAGUUCUCAUAUAACAUGCCCUACUUCUUAACCUGCUGAAUAUAGAAAUCAAGUUUAACAUCAACUGGUAAUUUGACAUAAGCUUAAAAGUGCUAUUUCCUAAACUCUAAAAGUUCUACUCCAAAUUCAACCAAGGAGAAUGCAGUUAAAAUGAUGAUAGUAUUUUUUUAAAAUACUAAUUCUAUGCCUUUCCCAUGAACUAUUCUCUUGGUCCUUGUUAACGAUGAGACAAAUCUGACAAGUUAUGUUGUACCAUCCAUUGCCUGUUGAUGAUCUACACUGGGAAUAUUUUGUCAUCAAAAAGUGACAAGUUCACUACCAAUAUGAGGGAAAAGGAGACAACCAAAUAAGCAGUUUUCCCCUGGUGUGCUUAAAGGCCUAGGCUUCCCUAUCCACUGCACUACAAAUAGACAAAUCCAAAUUCAGGUUUCACACAAUCCUAAAGGUAGAAGACACACAUAAGGAGAGGAAAAUCACCCAUUGCCUGUAUCUGUAAUAUGUUUAGUAUAUAGAAUACUACAAACUCUGUAUAUGGGGAAAUCAGCCUUUUCAAAUAAAGUAAGGUCUGAAAUGUACACAAAAACAGAGUCAGAUAGCAAUUUUAUGGGAAGGUGAAAUAAUGGCAUUAAAGGCUGCAUUAGCUGAGAAGUGGUCUCUCCCUAGAGCACACAUCAAAAACCAAGGUGACACCUUCUUGGAAGUGAAAACAAGGACUUAGAAAAUACAGAGAAUUUGUGUCCUCCUGGUCGUUUUUUCCAUAAAGGAAAAUAAGUAUACAUAAAACUUAGGUCAUACUAGCUUUAAAAUUUUAUUAGCAUAUAUUCACUAUACAAAAUAAUGGGUUUCACUGUGAUAUUUUCACAUGUGCUCUGACAUUUCCAGCCCACCAUUACCUCCUUCCUCUUCCCAAGUAAUCUGCCUUCUACUUUCAUGUUAUUUGUUUGUUUGUUUGUUUGUUUAAUUUGGAUCCACAUGCAGUAUCCAUCUGAGCUUCUAUAGGCUUUACAAGAUCAUCUUCAGUUCCAUCCUUUUGGCUGCAAAUGAGGUAAUUUCACUUUUUAUGGCUGAAUAAAACUGGUUUGUUAAUAUGUACAUUUUAUUUGUCUACUUGAUAGACAUCUACACUGAUUCCAUAACUUGUCUGUAAACAAUGCCACAAUAAACAUGAAUGUAAAACACCUUUAGUUUUAAUAGCCAGAAAUUAGAAAAAAACUAAAUACCUUCAAUAGAUGGAUAAAAUGGUAUAUCCACGUAAUAAAAUAUUAACAAUACAAGGAAAAACUAUUGACUGAACUUAGCUGUUAUAAGAGGAUCUGGCUAAAUGAAAUGGCACAGUUACAAAAGGUGGUAUUCUAGAAGAUUGCAUUUGCCUAAGAGUCUUGAAAUGACAAAUUUAUAGCAGAUUAGUUGUAGGGUAUGUCAGGAAUGUUAGAGAGACUGAAUAUGGCUGGGUAUGAUUAUACAGAGCACUAGAUGUCUGAGUAAAAUCUGUAUCUUGCCUGUGGUAGUAGUUAUAAUAAUUUGCGUAGUAGUUACUAAGAACUAGACAUGAAGUGAGAACAUCUAAAAGUGAUAAAUAAAUUAAGGUCUACAAAUACCAGGAUGUUUCUUAGUUUGGUAUUAUACCAUAGUUAUCUCACCCAAGGGCAAACAGGAAGGGUAUUCAGAACCUGCUUGUACUACAUUAUGUAAUUUCUUGUGAAUCUUAAUUAUUUUAAAAUAAAGGUCUAUAAAGCAUCAAAAGAUAGAUCCUCCAAUCCAUAAAAGCCUUUACUGGAAAAUAUCUCAUUUCACAAAAGGAACUUUCAGAAAUAAUUUUUUUGUAUAUGAAUAACCACAGAAGCAGCAAGGAUACAUAUAUGGUAAAAGACCUGGAUAUAAUGUAAAAACAAUUUUAAAUUCUCUAGCAUAAUAUACUAAUGUGAAGAUGAAAAGUAGCUAAAGUUCCUAACUAGACAAUUAAUGAAGAUAUGAAGUAGCUGCUGACAAAAAGAAAAAAAAAUAACCCAAAAAACCUGCAAAUGAAGACAGUAAUCAUGUUUUUAAACAGUACAAAUCUCCUAAAGCAAAACAGAGUGUACCAAAAAUGGAAAUGAAGUUAGAAAAUGAAACAGAAGUUAAUUUCAAAGUGAUGAAUAUGAAAGCCCAAGAAGACUAAAUAUAAUUAACUGGAGUUCAGAAGACAAGAUGGAACAUGAUUCUCAGGUUGAUCUGGAAUGAAGGACAGUUGAUAAUAAAAACUGGAUUGGUCUCUCCAAAAAGUUUGUGUUGUAAGACUAAAACCAACUGCUGCAAAUCAAAUUCUGUUCUCAAAAAGCACAAUUUCUUUGGACAGUUAAGGAAAUCUGAGUAUGUCUUGUUAUGAGGUAAUGUAACAGAUGUGGUAAUGUAUUUGUUUUGGAAAAUGUACUUAUUCUGAAGAGCAGCUAAGAUACUUAAGGGUAUGAUAAUAUUUGUAAUUUCAGAGGUUUAAAAUCCAUUAUAUAUGAAUAAAUAUACACAUAUAAAUAGGAUAUAACAAAAUAUUAGCUUAAAUUCAAGCACAGGAUGUACUUCUAAUGUUUGUUUGAAAAUUUACGUGGUAAAACGAACAGCAUGAACCUACACAUUUUGUUGUAAUUUAUUAAAACAUUACAAUUCUCAUGUCUUUUGGGGAAAAAUAUACCUAUACAGUCUCACAUUUAUUCAGUGUAGGAGGCAUCCAGGCUUCAGUUUACGAAAUACAAGUUUGUUGUGGUGGUGCCUCAGACUCUUGUGAUAGUACCCUGCUUGUUAAAUACAUCUAUUUCCUUUUCACCCUGAAAUCUGUGUCCCUCCAUUCUAUACAGAAUUACAAUUUGUCAAGUGACAAAUUCAGCCAUCUAUGAAGCUGUAACACAUUUAAAAAGCAAAGUCAAUCCAUAGUAUUUUUCCCUAUUCAGGUUGACUUCUAAGACAUAUCACUUACAUUCUCUAUGCCAGGAACCCUCAACAUCAUAAACACCUAACUCAUUUGACCUUUUCUCUAAGGUAACAACGUCCAGUCAAUUACAACAUGAAAACCAUUCCCUCAUAUGCCAUCUGUUCACAAAGCAUUCCUUGGUAAACUUCUCAUCCUGAUGUGAUAAAUAUGUAUAUAUCCCAUACCAUUUUUUUUCCUAUUGAUGUUUCAAAUAGAAAAUGUCUGUCUGAACCAGAGAAAUGUAUUGUUGCCACUCUUAGAGCAAUGUGAUAGUUUCUUUUACCCAUUUACUUAUGAAGAAACACAGAAUUUUGUACAUUUAUUCUGUGAAAUGGUCACACAUAAAAGAACUGGAAAAAAGGCCACAGAAUCAUGGUUAAUAUAUAUCUUUAUAAAUCAAUGAAAUGCAAAGUGUUAAGUACACUGUUGCCUUCUCCAAAAAGUUUUCAGUUCUGUCACAAACCUGUAAGCAACUGAGCAGCUUCUGUCUGUAUCUAAAGUCAAAACAAAACAAAAAUACAUUACACAUAAAUAGUGCAGCCUAACUUACACACUGAAGUUGAUAAAGUAGACUGGAUUCUAAGAGUUUCAACAUAUAAAAGACAGGACAUGGUAAGAGUAAGGUCUCUUGAUAGUGGUGAUUAGAUAAUACUCUAGUUCAUACCACUUAACCUUCCGUCCCAUCCCCGACACCCCACUCCCACAGUGUCAGAAACUGAACCAGGUCUUUGUGCAUGACAGGUAAGAUCUUUGGCUGAGCUGACUUUCAUGUUUUAAAAAGCACACCUGAUCUCAAUUAAAUAUACAUCAACUCUACAUGCAUUAAGCAACUUAUAACAUUUGGUGAUAGUAACUAAGGAGUUCUAAUGUUUAACUGUAAAGGUAAAUAUACAAAUGGGCACUUGUUCUUUCCAUAAUUCUAUGUAUGCAUUUAAACAAUUAUGCUUUUAAAAGAAGUUCUCAGUUCAUUUAUUUACUAAUGUCUCAAUGAAAGCCUAUCUGCCUUACUUUAUUACAGAUAUUUUACCUGUUUAUCUUCUUCUGUGUGUGCUGGAUAACCCUUGGCUUUUGCCAGCCAGAAAGCAGCAAGCUUUUUGUUGUUUAGCUUCAAGUAUGUCUUUCCUAACAGCAGCAAGUUUUUGCUGUAGAAGUUUGGAUCCACUGUACAUAAGGAGGAGAAACAAAGUCAGCUCCAGAGAAAUAGUGUUUUUAUUUUUAUAGGUUUAAAUUUUUUGGUCUAAAUUCUAAUAAAAUUGUGUCAUUAAACAAUGA